Fukomys damarensis (Damara mole-rat) is the source of this 2053-nucleotide messenger RNA. It is a transcript of the gene Fadd, whose product is annotated as Fas associated via death domain. The transcript has 2 exons. Gene Ontology annotation, biological process: signal transduction; regulation of apoptotic process. NCBI's taxonomy places the organism in Eukaryota, Metazoa, Chordata, Mammalia, Rodentia, Bathyergidae. The record is from RefSeq and is a predicted model, not a curated record. Gene Ontology annotation, molecular function: protein binding. Bases 85 to 678 code for a protein of 197 amino acids.
UGCAAGCCUAGUACUAAAGUCAGGGAGCGGCCGGCUGGUUCUGAAACUACGCGCGUAGGUCCUGAUACGGCAGCCGUGGAUGCCAUGGACCCAUUCCUGGUGCUACUACACUCUUUGUCAGCCAGCCUGUCGAGCAGCGAGGUGACUGAGCUCAAGUUCUUAUGCCACAGGCGCGUAGGCAAGAGGAAGCUGGAGCGCGUGCAAUGCGGCCUUGACCUCUUCUCGGUGCUACUUGAGCAGAACGAUCUGGACCCCGAGAACACCGUGCUGCUGCGGGAGCUGCUGGCCUCCUUGCGGCGUCACGACCUGCUGCAGAGCCUAGACAGCUUCGAGGCGGGAGCUACCGCCAGGGCAUCGCCGGGGGAGGCAGACCUGCGUGCCGCGUUUGACGUCAUCUGUGAUAAUGUGGGGAGAGACUGGAGAAGACUGGCCCGUCAGCUUAAUGUUUCUGACACCAAGAUUGAUGGAAUCGAGGAGCGAUACCCCCGCAACCUGUCGGAGCGGGUGAGGGAGUCGCUGAGGAUCUGGAAGAACUCGGAGAAGGAGAACGCGACUGUGGCCCACCUGGUGCAAGUGCUCAGGAGCUGCAAGAUGAACCUGGUGGCUGACCUUGUGGAAGAGGAACAGCGGGCCCGGAAGUCCCAAAAUGAGAGCGGAAGGGUGUCCCCGAUGACAUGAGAAUCAGAUGUGUCCGCCUCGAAGGGACCUUCACAGGCCUACCGCUCUUGUGUGGAACCAUGUCCCCUUGUUGCUGUCCACUGAGAGCAACCCAGUGAUUUGGUGCCCAGCACUAUCAAGACCCCAAGGAACCAGGCAGAGAGCCCUGCCCUCAUGGCUAUAGCCCCACCACUUCUAAAUCAAAGCGGUGUUUACUGAGCGUCUGCCGGCCUGGGGUGUGGGCACUGCACAGAUGUUCCCAUGUUUUCCUUACCAUCACCCUAGGACAGGGGUUCUGUCACCUUUGUUCAGUGAGCACCUGCAGGAAAAUGUUGAAACUGACGAGCACAUAGGAGGAGCCCGCUGACAGCGGUGGUUACUGUCACUCUGUGGGUGAGUGGGGUGGGAGAGAGUCAGGAAGACAGCAGGUCUGGCUCCAGAACCCACCCUUCUAACCACUGUCCUGCUGCUGCCCCACAGCUGGCCACCAGGAAUCUGAUGGCCAAGACCUGGACACCAGGAUCGAGUGGCAUCUUAUCCUGCUUAGGCAUCAAGAGCCGUGCAGGUACAGCCUCUGGCCCCUGAGUGAGCAGAGUCUCUGAGGCUGGCAAAGGGACAGAGGUGGCUGUGGGGACAGACUGAGGAGGAGGCCUCGGACAUGCUCACGAGAGGCUGACGCGGUCAGCACUCAGUAAAUGUUCUCACAAAGAGUAUGAUUGCUGUGAUUGUGCAGUUUACCAAUUAUAUCAGAAUUACUGUCUGAAAACAGACCAGCAAGAGAGCAGGAUCCUGUGCUGUAAGAAAGCAGCCCUGCUUCUAAGGCAGUCUGCCAAGCAAGUGCCUUUACACUGGAGACUUCCAUAGAGUUCCUGUUCCUUUCGAGGACCCUUUGACCUCAAAUCUUCUCUGGAAUUGCACUACGGCAAUGUCAGUCUGCCUUGCGCUCACCUGGGGGCUCACCUGUGAGUAGGGUGGUGGAUCUCCACUGCAGAGCACAGACCACGGGUGAAGGGUGACCAGCCAGAGGGCAGCUUUACCCUUUUGGAAUCGGCCGAGCAGCUGCUCUUUGUCCCGGCUCUCUAGCUCUGACUAGAAAACCACAUGUGCUGUGCUGUGCUGUGCUGCGCUGCUCUGCCUUAACUGCGGAUUAUCAAGUACUUAGUCAUACACCGUCCCACUAAACUGUGGCCCUGACCAUUGAGCUCCUCUGUGCCUUUCUGGUCACUCCCUCUCCAGGGAAGGAGCAGGAGUUUGAAGUAGAGAUGGGCCACCCAGCCUCCCAUUCCCCUGAAGGCACCCAGCGUGAAGCCUGGAGAAGAUGAGUCCCCGGCCUCCGAAGUCCUCUCCAUCCCCUGCUGGACCACAUCACUGUCCACCCUGGGAUGAGGAGGAGGUG